GAAUUCUGGUGGCCAAUGCUACUCGAACUCAAGUGGCAAAGAUUUUUCUCUCUUUUACUGUUGGACCAAAGCGUUUUGGUCUAAUCGAUGGCUCCUCGUGUUCGCGGUGGAAGAGGAAGCGGAAGAGGGAAGAGGGGACCGAAGUCUCCGGUGAAGCGACCCACUGUCGUCCCUACUCGACCCACAUCUUCCGGUGUGUCGAGUCGAAGACCAAGGAGCCUUCCGUCGCAGUAUGAGUUCACGCCGGCGAACCCUGAAGAUCCAAAUCAUGGGACUGAGCAUCCGCCGAAUCGUCAGCCUUCACCGCAACUGAGUCUAAGAGACUAUCCACCUCCGCUGCAGCUUUUCCAGUCGGGCGAAGGAUCUCAGCAUGCAGCUGGUGGAUCUCCUCGGGGCUCUGGAACGACUCCGUUUCGAGCAUCUGUCUCCUCUGUUCAUCGUUUAGCAUCCGGAUCUCCCCGUGCCUCUCAGUCUCCAGCUCCAGUUCAGCCUCCAGCGCCGGUUCCUUCUCCAGUGGUUAAUCAACAACGACCACCAAGAGCCUCUCUGUCUGGUCACAGUUCUCAAGCUCAGAACGUUGAAGAAGAAGAAGCUGCAUCGGAUGAAGAAGCUGAUGAUGAAACUACAUCGGAGGAUGAAGGUUUGAGGGAUUCAACACUCCCAGAAGAUGUCCUCGCGACUUUACAUGAUACGCUUCUCAUCCCAGGACGUGAGCUCUAUACUACUCUCAUCUCUCCGACUUUAGAGCCUGGGACGACAUGGUUUGGUAAGGAUAAGGGUAAGAUGACCCGGAAGGUCACCAAGUGUUUUACUAACAAGUUUGAUGGACCAUACUACAAUUGGAGUUGUGUGCCAACUGGAAGAAGAGAAAGAUACUUUCUUGAAUUCGCUAAAACACACACCUGGCAUCCCUCAGUUACAGGUGUGGUUGAAGCCAAGUUCUACAAGAUCAUUGCACUGCGUAUGAAAGACAUGGAAGUUGAAUUGGGAAGACCUCCUACUAUUGGAGAAGUGUUCAUCAGAACUCAUACCAAGAAGGAUGGGACAUUUGUGGAUAGGAAGGCGCAGGAAAUCCAUCAGGCAUAUCUCAAGAACAAGGCAGCUAAGUUGGCUGCCCUGCAAGAGAAUGAUGAACAGGAUGAUGGUAAUUCGCGUCAGUCUGAGCUGUCUCAGGAGGAGGAUGAUGAGAUAUUUCUUCAGUCUACUGUCACAAAUGAUAGAGGGGAUUACUUUGGAAUUGGCAGCUUAGGGGUUUACAUCAACGGGAAGCGCAAGUACGCAGGAAGCAGUUCUUCUUUCACAACCCUGCAGUCACAGCUUGAGGAUGCUAACCGCAAGAUAGAGGAACAAGCAGCUCUACAAGCAGCACGUGAAGCAGAGGCAUUGCGGGUCGCAGCAUCACAAGCAGCUGAGAUCAUGCAUUUGUCGAUGGUGAAGAAGUACCUGAGUGAAACUGACCCUAAUUUCCUGGCCUUCCUCAAUUCCCAAUCAACUCCUGCUGCGGAUGAUCAUUCAGAGGUCCAACCAAAUCCAACUCCUGCUGCUAAUGCUGAUGGUACUACUCCUGCUACUUAGCUUUCUCUCCUCUUAACUCAAAAACUU
Messenger RNA from Arabidopsis arenosa, 1602 nucleotides. The record is from the annotation of a GenBank genome assembly. Lineage: Eukaryota; Viridiplantae; Streptophyta; Magnoliopsida; Brassicales; Brassicaceae.